GUCUGAAAACGAGAGGAAAGAGGAAGAGAGAGAGCUGGGUGCUUUUCGGGCUGGGAGCGGCUUCGGGCUUUCUUAGCCCAGUCUGCUACCAUAGAAGGAUAUGUUUGAAGGGUAUAUUUCGGCUGUGAAGGCCAAAAAACCCACUCCAGUAACUUGUCUUUCUGAUGUAUACAUCCAAAAGGUAUCAGUACCAUAUUUGUUUCAUAAAAGGAGUUUGAAUUGGUUUCCUGUGUACUUUAUUUUAUGCACUGAAAAACGUGCUUCUGGGAAGGAGUCUUUACCAGAUGGCCCAAGGGGUCCAGGACACAAAAAAGAUAAAGAGCCUCUUUUCCAAGAGACUGGGGGCUCCCAGAAGGCACUGAGUUUACCUCCUCCUCAGCAUCCCACCCAAAUUUCACAGAACCCAACACAUGGUCCAGAUCUAAAAAGCAUCCUUGCCCUCAGGGAAGUGCUUUGGGCAGGACAGCUUGUGCCUGGGCACCCAGACAUGAAGAACCUUCAACAGGCCUGCUCCCUGCUGGUGGUUCAAUGGCCUUUCUGCCGUACUGUGCUGUGGAGUCAGGGGGCACACUGGGAGGCCUUGGAGGACCCAGAGCCUUCAGGGGAGGAAACCUGCUGUAGUGGAAAGAGCAAGAGCACCUGGGUUCAAAGCCCGCCUCGGACAGUUACUACUUCGCUAACCUCAGGGGAUUUACCAGCCAGCAUCCCAGAGAUCUGUACCCUGCCCCAGUCCAUUGGCAGCUGCAGGGGUUCUUUUCCUCGAUACUACUACAACAAGUUUGCCCGCCGUUGUGAGCGAUUCCUUUAUGGGGGCUGUGGAGGCAACCGGAACAACUUCAUAUUUGUGGAACAAUGUCAAUUGGCCUGUCGGGAAAACAAAUGAGCAACAAACGACAUGUGCCCCAACCCAGGCUCCCUGUGUUCCUGGUCCUGUGUCUGAAGUUCCUGUCUUGCUCUUUUCCAAUAAAG
Molecule: messenger RNA, 969 nt
Organism: Phascolarctos cinereus (koala)
Lineage: Eukaryota; Metazoa; Chordata; Mammalia; Diprotodontia; Phascolarctidae
Source: RefSeq, a predicted model, not a curated record